AGUAUGCAGAGGGUUCUGUUAAAAAUACUUUUUUGCUGCCAAGUUUUCAUAAUCCUACAGAGGAAACUCGGUUUCUCCUUUCAUUUUACUGUUAAACCUUUCAUCUUCCCUAAAUCUUUAGAUACAUUCCUUUUUCAUCUGAUGAUGAAGCUUAUGACCUUGUAACAGUGUACAAUUUGUCAGAAAAGAUUUUUGUUUUUGAAAAAAUGGCAAAUAAAUGCAUUAUUUAACCACCAAACAGCCCAAAAGGAACUCCACUUGUUAAACAACUGCUCCUCCUUGUUCUAUAGGUUAUUCCUAGUCAAUGGUGGAAUGGUUUUUGCAGAUUUCUGUUAUCUUUCCAUUAAUCACAUAUCUUCUUCCCAAGAGGGCUCUUUUUGUGAUACUGAUAUGGAUGAAGGGAGACAUAAUAAUUUUUGGGGUAAAACCUCUGAUUCAAGUGACGGGUUUGGAGAAAAUAAUGAAUCCAUUGAUCUAAAUGCUAGCUUAAAUGAAGAAGAUGAGAUGAACAUGCAUGCAUUUAGCAGCGGGAAGGACUCAAAUACUGGGCAGUCAAAACUGUGUGCUAGAGGACACUGGAGGCCUGCAGAAGACGCACGUCUCAAGGAACUUGUUGCUCUUUAUGGCCCUCAAAAUUGGAACCUCAUUGCAGAGAAGCUGGAAGGAAGAUCAGGGAAAAGCUGCAGGUUAAGAUGGUUUAACCAGUUGGAUCCAAGGAUAAACAGAAGGGCAUUUACUGAAGAAGAGGAAGAGAGACUAAUGGCUGCUCAUAGACUGUAUGGCAACAAAUGGUCAUUGAUAGCAAGGCUUUUUCCUGGAAGAACAGACAAUGCAGUCAAGAAUCAUUGGCAUGUUAUUAUGGCUAGAAAGUAUAGAGAACAAUCCAGUGCUUUUCGAAGGAGAAAAAUGGGCCAAUUUGUAUGCAAAAGAUCAAUGGAAGAAGAUGAUAUUCCCCUUUGCAAUGCAGAUGCGGCCAGCAAAACUAAACCAACAUUGCCAUCUUAUGCAACUUUCAGUGAUCUAACUGCUGCUUGCGAGUUUUCGACUCGAAAUGGCGGCGAUGCUAGUGGUGGUGGGGGAGCAACUUCUAGCCAGAUGUACGGUAUCCCUCCUCCUUACAGUGGAUUCUGGGCAUCACAAACUUCUCUUGGUCUCUUCCCUCGCCUGCUGCCUAAUACUUCCCGUCCGCCUAUAGGUCCCAUUACAAGUGAGGCGAUGCCAAUUUGCGACCAGGGAAAAUCUUGGGAUGAUCCAAAGGUUGAAUCCAACUUUUUACAUUCUUAUCCUCAUUACCCAAGCUCCCUAGUGACUGCAAUGCAACAGAGAAACUAUCACUACCCUUCAGAUUUCACAGCAUCAGCACAUCAAGUUUCAGUCACUGAAUAUACUGCAUCAUCAUCAACAAUGGAAAGAAACGGUGAGACCAUUGCACCGCCAUUUAUAGACUUUCUUGGAGUUGGAGCCACUUGAAUUUGCCACGAAAAUUAAGCUGAAAGCGGUUUCUUGAAUUCACUUUUUUAAGUGAUUAUUUUGAGUUGAUAUUAUAUAACAGUACAUAUUCUUUAAGUGGGUAACGAGGAAAUGUCAAAACCAACUCUUCUGAAGUCAUCUCCCUAACCCUGCUUUUUCUUUGUAACGUCUCUAUCAUCAGAUGGAACUGUUGAGAAAUGUGAAACAUAAGGUAUUGUCACUUCCUCUCUAAUUUUUCUACUUUAUCUAUACUUUUCAACGUGUAAAGACGCGUUAGUUCAGAGAAAAUUAAGUAUGAAUAAUUACAAUUACAUAGAAGUGCUAAGUGGGUAAAUUUGAUGGAGGAGCUUGUGUGUGAUUUUGGGGAAAAAAAAAUGUUGGAGACAUCCUUUUCUCAUGGGCCUGCAAAAAUUCAGGCACAAUUUCUGGUCCUAAAACACAACCCUUUCUUAACAUUACAUAUAUUAUCUUAACUGUUUAACA
Messenger RNA from Olea europaea var. sylvestris, 1953 nucleotides. RefSeq names its product transcription factor MYB105-like. Gene Ontology annotation, cellular component: nucleus. The transcript has 3 exons. Gene Ontology annotation, molecular function: RNA polymerase II cis-regulatory region sequence-specific DNA binding; DNA-binding transcription factor activity, RNA polymerase II-specific. Lineage: Eukaryota; Viridiplantae; Streptophyta; Magnoliopsida; Lamiales; Oleaceae. Gene Ontology annotation, biological process: regulation of DNA-templated transcription. The coding region runs from base 313 to 1470 and encodes 385 amino acids. The record is from RefSeq and is a predicted model, not a curated record.